Frankliniella occidentalis (western flower thrips) is the source of this 2540-nucleotide messenger RNA. RefSeq names its product heat shock protein 83 (gene Hsp83). Lineage: Eukaryota; Metazoa; Arthropoda; Insecta; Thysanoptera; Thripidae. Gene Ontology annotation, biological process: protein folding; protein stabilization; cellular response to heat. Gene Ontology annotation, cellular component: protein-containing complex; perinuclear region of cytoplasm; plasma membrane. The record is from RefSeq and is a predicted model, not a curated record. The transcript is spliced from 4 exons. The coding region runs from base 166 to 2334 and encodes 722 amino acids. Gene Ontology annotation, molecular function: ATP binding; ATP-dependent protein folding chaperone; disordered domain specific binding.
GAACAUUCUCGAAGCUUCUGCUCGGGCCAGCGCCUUUAUAAGCCGGCAGCCCCCCACUCCCGGCGUCAUUUCUCAUCCAGUCGUCGUGCGAUCACCGUGCGUUCCUGAGCCGAGCCGGCUGCGACUUUGUUCCCUGUGCACCGCUGAUAUUCUAGAAUUUUCAAGAUGCCCGAAGAAACCAUGCAAGGUGAUGUUGAGACCUUCGCCUUCCAGGCUGAGAUUGCUCAGCUUAUGUCCCUGAUUAUCAACACAUUCUACUCCAACAAAGAAAUCUUCCUCCGUGAAUUGAUUUCCAACUCCUCUGAUGCCUUGGACAAGAUCCGCUAUGAGUCGCUCACAGACCCGUCCCGCCUGGACAGUGGCAAGGACCUUAACAUCAGGCUCAUCCCCAACAAGAACGACCGUACUCUCACCCUUAUUGACACUGGUAUUGGCAUGACCAAGGCAGACCUCGUCAACAACUUGGGUACCAUCGCCAAGUCCGGCACCAAGGCCUUCAUGGAAGCUCUCCAGGCUGGUGCUGACAUCUCCAUGAUUGGUCAGUUUGGUGUUGGUUUCUACUCUGCCUACCUGGUCGCCGACCGUGUCACAGUCGUCUCCAAGCACAACGAUGACGAGCAGUACGUGUGGGAGUCCUCUGCUGGUGGUUCCUUCACCAUCAGACCAGACACUGGUGAACCUAUUGGCCGGGGCACCAAGAUCAUUUUGCACAUGAAGGAAGAUCAAAUGGAGUACCUGGAAGAACGCAAAGUGAAAGAAAUUGUCAAGAAGCACUCCCAGUUCAUCGGCUAUCCCAUCAAGCUCCUCGUCGAGAAGGAACGCGACAAGGAACUUAGCGAGGAUGAAGAGGAGGAGGAAGAUGACAAGAAGGACAAGGAGGAAGAGAAGAAGGAAGGUGAUGAUGAGACUCCUAAGAUAGAAGAUGUUGGUGAGGAAGAUGAGGAGAAAGAAAAGAAGAAGAAAAAGAAGACAGUCAAGGAAAAGUACACUGAGGAUGAAGAGUUGAACAAGACCAAGCCCAUCUGGACUCGCAACCAGGACGAUAUUAGCCAGGAAGAGUAUGGUGAAUUCUACAAAUCUCUCACCAAUGACUGGGAAGAGCACCUUGCUGUCAAGCAUUUCUCUGUGGAGGGUCAGCUUGAGUUCCGUGCGCUGCUGUUUGUCCCAAGAAGAGCACCCUUCGACCUUUUCGAAAACAAGAAAAAGAAGAAUAACAUCAAGUUGUACGUUCGCCGUGUCUUCAUUAUGGACAACUGUGAAGAUCUCAUCCCUGAAUACCUUAACUUUGUCAAGGGUGUGGUUGACAGCGAAGAUCUUCCCCUCAACAUUUCCCGUGAGAUGCUCCAGCAGAACAAGAUUCUGAAGGUCAUCAGGAAGAACUUGGUCAAGAAGUGCCUGGAGCUCUUCGAAGAGUUGGCUGAGGAUAAGGAGAACUACAAGAAAUGCUACGAGCAGUUCUCAAAGAACCUGAAGCUUGGUAUCCACGAAGACAGCACCAACCGCAAGAAGCUUGCUGAGCUGAUGAGGUACCACACUUCUGCCUCUGGUGACGAAAUGUGCUCUUUCAAGGAAUAUGUUAGCCGCAUGAAGGAGAACCAGAAGAACAUUUACUACAUCACUGGUGAGAGCCGUGAGCAGGUUGCCAACUCUGCCUUUGUUGAGCGUGUCAAGAAGCGUGGAUUCGAAGUUGUGUACAUGACUGAGCCCAUUGAUGAGUACGUUGUUCAGCAGCUGAAGGAGUUUGAUGGCAAGCAGCUUGUGUCUGUUACCAAGGAGGGCCUUGAGCUUCCCGAGGAUGAGGAAGAGAAGAAGAAGCGUGAGGAGGAUAAGGCCAAGUUUGAAAACCUCUGCAAAGUCAUGAAGGACAUCCUUGACAAGAAGGUGGAGAAGGUUGUAGUUUCUAACAGAUUAGUUGAAUCUCCUUGCUGUAUUGUCACUUCACAGUACGGUUGGACUGCCAACAUGGAACGCAUCAUGAAGGCUCAGGCUCUUAGGGAUACCUCAACCAUGGGUUACAUGGCUGCCAAGAAGCACCUGGAAAUCAACCCUGACCAUGCCAUCGUUGAAACCCUUAGACAAAAGGCUGAAGCCGACAAGAACGAUAAGGCUGUUAAAGAUUUAGUUAUGCUGCUCUUCGAAACUGCUCUGCUUUCAUCUGGUUUCGCCCUUGAGGAGCCUGGUGUCCACGCUUCACGCAUUCACCGUAUGAUUAAGUUAGGUCUUGGAAUUGAUGAAGAUGAUGUCCCUGAAACCAAGGACGAUGUUAAGGAUGUUGAGAUGCCCGAUCUGCAGGCUGAUGCUGAAGAUGCAUCUCGCAUGGAGGAAGUUGAUUAAGUAAUUAGAUAAUUUAUGUUUUCUAAUUUUCAUCUCAUUUAUUUGUUCGCCAAAGCCAUUUAAUUUGUCACACUCAGUUAGGUUAGCUGUAGUGACUGAUCCUGACUGUCUUUCAUUCCUCACCAGUAUUUCUGGUCUCACAUGUACCUGUUACCAGUGUUAUGCUAUGCGAUCUUUUUUAUUGUAAUAAACUAAUUUGCCCCUUA